UCACUCACUCCCUCUCCACCCAGAGUGCAGGACAGAGGUGUGAACUUGAGCCAGACCAGAAGGAGCUCGAGAGCGGGUGCAGGACAAGCCCGAGGAGCGGCGGGAGCUCCAGGGGAAAAUCAUGCACAAAGCCUUCUUCAGAGGAAAGGGAAGCUCUAAACCUGACCGAGACAAACAGAAGCUCUUGAAAUAAAAAGAAAAUAUCGCAGGACAAACAGCCUCCCGUCCACGGGUGCAGGUCGCGGGCACAGUGGUGACCUGGGAUCGCUUUCCCAGUACUGUGAGUCGGACUCUGGUUUCUCCUCCCUGCAUUCCACAGCUGCUCUGGUCAUUGCAACGUGUUUAUUGAUCACUGAAGAAUCUCAAGUUUUGGGACAAGGAAGAAACACCCUUAGGUCUCCAAGACAGCUGCGUUUCACAAACUUUAAGAAAACAGAACUUUUUCUCCCCCUGGAACCUGUGAAAAUGUCACUUUUCCAAGGAAGUGAAGGUUAAGAGGUCCCGUUCUCACAGACCCUCAGGAAUUUCACUUGGCUCCGAGCUUUGACCUCCGAGAAAGCCAUGGCGAAGCUGUUGUGGCUGUGCUGCUGGUACUCCCGGCUGCUGCUAUUUUACUACAACUUUCAGGUGCGUGGCGUCUGUGCCAGAUCGCAGGACCAUCCAGGAUUUCAGGUCUUGGCAUCUGCUUCCCAUUACUGGCCACUGGAGAAUGUGGAUGGAAUCCAUGAACUUCAGGACACAACUGGAGGUAGAGAUACAGCGUCCCGAGCCCGCGAGCUCACUGUGCUUCCCUUCCGUAAUUCCACCUUUGUGUAUUCCAAUGACUCUGCCUACUCAAAUCUCUCUGCAACCGUAGAUAUUGUGGAAGGGAAGGUCAACAAAGGCAUUUACCUGAAAGAGGAAAAGGGAGUCACGCUUCUCUAUUACGGCAGGUACAAUAGCUCCUGCAUUAGCAAGCCAGAGCAGUGUGGCCCUGAAGGGGUCACAUUUUCCUUUUUCUGGAAGACACAAGGAGAACAGUCUAGAGCAGUCCCUUCUGCGUAUGGGGGACAGGUCAUCUCGAACGGGUUCAAGGUCUGCUCCAGCGAUGGCAGAGGCUCCGUGGAGCUGUACACGCGGGACAAUUCCAAGACAUGGGAGGCCUCCUUCAGCCCCCCAGGCCCCUAUUGGACUCAUGUCCUGUUUACGUGGAAAUCCCAGGAGGGCCUUAAAGUCUACGUCAACGGGACCCUGAGCACCUCUGACCCGAGUGGAAAAGUGUCUCAUGCCUACGGGGAGUCCAACGUCAACCUCGUGUUAGGGUCUGAGCAGGACCAGGCCAAGUGUUACGAGAACGGCGCUUUCGAUGAGUUCAUCAUCUGGGAGCGGGCCCUGACUCCAGAUGAGAUCGCCAUGUACUUUACUGCUGCCAUUGGAAAGCAUGCUUUGUUGUCUUCAGCGUUGCCAGGCCUCCUCAUGACACCCACAGCAAACCCCAUGACGUCCACAGAUGCCUACCAUCCUAUCAUAACCAACCUGACAGAAGAGAGAAAAAACUUCCAAAGUCCCGGAGUUGUACUGAGCUACCUCCAAAAUUUAUCCCUCAGCUUACCUAGUAAGUCCCUCUCGGAGGAGACGGCCUUGAAUCUCACCAAGGCCUUCUUAAAAGCCGUGGGAGAGGUCCUUCUACUGCCUGGUUGGACUGCUGUUUCAGAGGACCGCACCGUGGUACUGAGUCUCGUCUACACCAUCGACACCGUCAUGGGCCACAUAUCCUCCAACCUGCAUGCCGGCACGUCCCAGGUCACCGUGGAGGGCUCCUCUGCCAUGGCAGAGUUUUCCGUGGCCAAAGUCCUGCCCAAGACCAUGAAUUCCUCCCACUACCGCUUCCCGGCCUGUGGGCAGAACUUCAUCCAGAUUCCCCACGAGGCCUUCCACAGCCAUGCCUGGACCACUGUCGUGGGUCUUCUGUACCACAGCAUGCACUACUACCUGAACAACAUCCGGCCUGCGCACACCAAGAUCGCGGAGGCCAUGCGUCACCAGGACUGCCUGCUGUUUGCCACCAGCCACCUGAUUUCCCUGGAGGUGUCCCCGCUGCCCAUGCUGUCUCAGAACCUGUCGGACUCUCCGCUCAUCACCGUCCACCUCAAGCACAGACUGACGCGUAAGCAGCACAGUGAGGCCACCAACAGCAGCAACCAAGUCUUCGUGUACUGCGCCUUCCUGGACUUCAGCUCCGGAGAAGGGGUCUGGUCGAACCAGGGCUGUGUGCUCACGGGAGGAAACCUCACCUACUCCAUCUGCCACUGCACUCACCUCACCAACUUCGCCAUCCUCAUGCAGGUGGUCCCGCUGGAGCUUGCACGUGGACACCAGGUGGCGCUGUCGUCCAUCAGCUACGUGGGCUGCUCCUUGUCCGUGCUCUGCCUGGUGGCCACGCUGGUCACCUUUGCCGUGCUGUCCUCCGUGAGCACCAUCAGGAACCAGCGCUACCACAUCCACGCCAACCUGUCCUUCGCGGUGCUGGUGGCCCAGGUCCUGCUGCUCAUCAGCUUCCAGCUCGAGCCGGGCACAACUCCCUGCCGGGUGAUGGCGGUGCUUCUGCACUACUUCUUCCUGAGUGCCUUCGCAUGGAUGCUGGUGGAGGGGCUGCAUCUCUACAGCAUGGUGAUCAAGGUCUUCGGGUCGGAGGACAGCAAGCACCGUUACUACUAUGGGAUGGGAUGGGGUUCCCCUCUUCUCAUCUGCAUCAUUUCACUGUCAUUUGCCAUGGACAGUUACGGGACAAGCAACAAUUGCUGGCUGUCGCUGGGGAGUGGCGCCAUCUGGGCCUUUGUAGCCCCUGCCCUGUUUGUCAUCGUGGUCAACAUCGGCAUCCUCAUCGCGGUGACCAGGGUCAUCUCGCAGAUCAGCGCCGACAACUACAAGAUCCAUGGAGACCCCAGUGCCUUCAAGUUGACGGCCAAGGCAGUGGCCGUGCUGCUGCCCAUCCUGGGCACCUCGUGGGUCUUUGGGGUGCUUGCUGUCAAUGGCUGCGCCGUGGUUUUCCAGUACAUGUUUGCCACACUCAACUCCCUGCAGGGACUGUUCAUCUUCCUCUUUCAUUGUCUCCUGAAUUCAGAGGUGAGAGCCGCCUUCAAGCACAAAACCAAGGUCUGGUCCCUCACGAGCAGCUGCACCCGCACCGCCACUGCGAAGCCCUUCCACUCGGACAUCAUGAAUGGGACCCGGCCAGGCACCGCCUCCACCAAGCUCAGCCCUUGGGACAAGAGCAGCCACUCUGCUCACCGCGUGGACCUGUCAGCCGUGUGAGCCGGGAGGCUGCCCAUCAAGCCGGCCUGCACUCAGAGCACACCCCUCAAUGGAAUGAGACAGCCUGCCUGUGCCUGUGGGACCCUCUCCUUGCCGCUGUCUGGACAUGGGUGUUGCGGUCUGAGACAGCCGUCUUCCUCUGUGACUCUGGCUGUCAGAGCUCCCUGCUCAGCCCAGCAGCCUGAUGCCCAGGCCAGCGUGGGUCCUCCUGCCUCAUGUCUGAGUGACUCGUUCGUGUCUGGGGACUCCCAGGACACCGUGGUCUGGCUGCAAAGCUGCCCUCAAGCCUCCUUCAUCACUGAGCACCAGGCCCAGCAAGGCCAGGACACUCGGGGCCCCACAGCACGGGAGGGGGUGUUCAGCCUCUGUACCUUGGUGGGACUUGGGGGCUCAGGGCCAAAGAGGUGGUUCAGGUUCCCACGCACCCCCAGAAAGUCAGGCAGAGGCAGCUGGGGGCACGUGGGGAAAAGCGUGUGAAGUCCCCAGUCUCUGAAUUCACCAAGCGGCGAGCUCCCCGCAGCUGGUGCCAGCCAUGGUGCAUGACUCCAUAGGUGGUGCUGGCGUGUGUCAGCCUGCGCUGUGGGAUCAGUUUGGGGCUCCUGCCCCAGACGAGCUCGAACCCUGGGCAGGGGUUGCUGACUGUCCAGGUGAGGGUGACCCCUUUGUCCACGUGAAGAGCCGCUCUGGGCCUUGAGGCCUCCUGAUGGUGCCAGUGCUUGGGGGAGCUUCUCGGCCGUCCUCUGUGAAUUUUGCCUCUUUGGACCCCAGUUCAGCCUUAGGAUGCCCUCCUUCCUCAUGGGCAAGCCUCCGUGCUGCUUGUCAGGCCACAGGAGCCCCGCAUCCAGGCAGUGCCCGGUGUCCAGGUGGAAAAUGGAAGGCACUUUCCAAGGCACCACCUUCGCUGGACAGUCUUGCUCAUCACUCACGGGCACUCUGCCGAGUUUCUAACAAGAAGACCACCCGGUAGGUGGCACCGUGUGCUGCCUCUGGUCACCGUGAGGCCGACCCGCGCUGAGUGCCUACUGACCUGGAGAGGCGGGAAUGGCGCCAGCGUGUCUCCUGUUUGAGGGGAACGUGUGGCCUCAGACGCAGCCCGGAGGAGAUGGGACCAUCCUUCCGGACCCGUGUGUGGGCAUGAUCCUGUGGAGCACAGGUUUGGGGUCACAGAUGUGAAUUAAGACACCACUGAGAUACAGGCUACGAGGCUCACCCUGUGCCAGCAGCACUCGUGGCGUCUGUGAAAUGUGGGUGAGACAUUCAAACCUGGUUUAGAUACUGGAAAGUCUUCCUUUAAAACUGUGACCAUGAUUUCAUUCAGCCCCUCUGCACCCCCACGUCUGCCUUGUUUCAGAGUGAGUUUUCUGUGGAGCUCUGUGGCCCUUUCCCAUCCCUCUUGGUGGCUUCUUAAUGUAACUCUCCCCUAAUCACCUGGAGCGGACCAGCCAUCCGCAGGACUCCCCUGCAGGGAAGGGCAGCAGGGAGCAGCGUGUCUGCUUUUAUCAGGCCGGGGCUGCAGCAGCCAGCUGACACAUGGUGACGAUGCCACGGGCCCCUGCAACCAUGCUGUGGCGGGCACACCGGCUGCUGCAGGCCGAGGCCGCUGCUCAGUGACGGGUCCGUGUUUAGCCAUUGCCCAGGCUCCCCUGCACCCCCAGAAACCAGGUGCCAGACCCCCAUCACGCCUGUGAGCACCGAGAAGUGAGAACACUGUACUUGUACCAUUUACACUUGGGUCUCUUUCCUUAUUCAGUUUCUAGUGAAGCAAAUCAAGGAAUUCUCUUUACUUUAGAUGGAAUUAUUUGUUUUUUAACUGUUACCAUAUUCAUCUAUAUAGCUAAUAUUUCAAGAGAUGUAAUGAACAAAGCCUGUCUAAACCUUUUAAUUCCAAUGAUAGAACAUCAUGCACUUUAUUUAUAGGCUGUAUGUUUUGGCUUCUGCAGUCCCUUUAUUAUCUACAUAUAAUUUGGCCAAAAAUAAGAAAUUGGGAAGAAUUACACGCUUAAAGUAGUUUAUAGUAGAAGAAAGAUGAUGAAUGACAUUAAGUUGUGAAAAUACAUUGUGAUUUUUAUGAAAUUAAAUCUCCAAGUUCUUCAAAG
Molecule: messenger RNA, 5390 nt
Organism: Saimiri boliviensis boliviensis (Bolivian squirrel monkey)
Lineage: Eukaryota; Metazoa; Chordata; Mammalia; Primates; Cebidae
Gene: ADGRD1
Product: adhesion G protein-coupled receptor D1
Biological process (GO): cell surface receptor signaling pathway; adenylate cyclase-activating G protein-coupled receptor signaling pathway
Cellular component (GO): plasma membrane
Molecular function (GO): G protein-coupled receptor activity
Source: RefSeq, a predicted model, not a curated record